This is a messenger RNA of Zygotorulaspora mrakii, 1278 nucleotides long. RefSeq names its product ubiquitin-binding ESCRT-I subunit protein STP22 (gene STP22). Gene Ontology annotation, molecular function: ubiquitin binding. The transcript has 2 exons. Gene Ontology annotation, cellular component: ESCRT I complex. Lineage: Eukaryota; Fungi; Ascomycota; Saccharomycetes; Saccharomycetales; Saccharomycetaceae. Gene Ontology annotation, biological process: endosome to lysosome transport; protein transport; protein modification process. The coding region runs from base 1 to 1278 and encodes 425 amino acids. The record is from RefSeq and is a predicted model, not a curated record.
AUGUCUUCUUUAGAUAGGACGAGUGGGAUAGUGAGCAUACCGCAGCCAGUUGUCAAUUGGCUUUUCAACGUAAUUCAAGCAAUCUACCAUGAUGCGCGGACCACAUUUCAUGAUUCGGUUGCUGUGCUUAGUCGUUUUGAUCAAUUCAGACCAAGAACAAGAGUAUUCACCAACGAAAAUGGUAUAUCAGAGUUGUUACUUUGUAUCUACGGAACUUUGCAAGACAUUCUGCCAGUUCCGUUAUUACUAUGGAUACCUAGAAGCUAUCCACUUGUGCACCCUCUUAUUUACCUCGAUCUAGAGCAGCUUGAAGAUUCUAGACCUUCUGUUGGAGAUUAUGUCAAUCCCAAUGGAUUGAUUUCCCUGCCUAUAUUCAGUAGAUGGUCUGCUGACACUAAUAAUAUUCUACAGGUGAUCCAAGAAGCUGCCGGAAUUUGCCAAUAUAACUGUUUUCUUCGGCCAUCUGGUGCUCCAAUGCAGGACAGUAUCGACCCGCGGACUUUACCUCCACAAGGAACAUCGAGAUCGCCAGAUUUACCGAUAAAACCCCCAAGACCACCUUCCAUCAGUUUACCACUGAAAUCCGCAUCGACUUCGACUUCAGACAUACCACCAGUAUCUUCUAAGGUUCCUCUUGCGGAAAGUGAUUAUAAUAACACAGUGUCACCUCCUCCAGUGCCUCCGAAGCCUCCUACCAAAGCACUAGAUGUCAUCACAAAUAUUGAUCUCUUAGAUACUGAAAUUGCAAACUAUGAAGAUCCACUAUAUCACAAAGCACUUCUCAAACUUCAAUGGAAAGUCAAUGAAUUGUGUCUAGAAGACGAACAGCUUUUGCAGAAAAACCUUUACAAUCGAAAAGAUACUGUGAAAUCUGCCGUGGCGCAGUUCGAACGGAUGCUCGACUAUGAAUCCCUGACCCAUAAAAGCGUCUCCGACUCAAUUCGGGUCAGAAAGACUGCUUUGGAUAAAGAGACCGCAAAUUUAGCCCAGCGAUCUAAAGAUAUAGAGGAGUAUGAACGGCAAAAUGGUUGUCGCGCAGAUAUAUUAUCCUUGAUUGUUGCAGAAAGUGUAAUGAUAAAUCAACUCUAUGAAUUAGUUGCCAAGGAUUGCGCCAUUUCAGAUACUAUUCAUGCUUUAUCGCGUUUAUUGUGUAGUGAAUCGAUAAAACUAGAUUCUUUUGUUAAGAAGACAAGAGAGCUGGCGAGGCAACAGUUUCUCACGAGGAUGCAAAUACAAAAAGUGGGGUCUAUCAUAGAUUCUGGUACAACCUCGCACUGA